Molecule: messenger RNA, 726 nt
Organism: Daucus carota subsp. sativus
Lineage: Eukaryota; Viridiplantae; Streptophyta; Magnoliopsida; Apiales; Apiaceae
Product: pentatricopeptide repeat-containing protein At1g50270-like
Exons: 2
Coding region: 1-726 (241 amino acids)
Molecular function (GO): protein binding
Source: RefSeq, a predicted model, not a curated record
AUGAUAGGUGCUUGCGUUUUGGCUAAUGAGUUCACUUUUUCUGCUGUUUUGCCUGUUUGUGGUCAAGUUGGGGUUGUUUUUAAUGGGGAGCAGGUUCAUUCUUUGAUAUGUAAACAUGGGGUUGCGAUGUGUUUGUUUGUUGGGAGUGCAUUGGUUAAUAUGUAUGGGAAGUGUGGUGAUAUGGGCUUGGCAAAGAAGGUAUUUGAUGAAAUGCCUAAGAGAAAUCUUGUUUCGUGGGAUUCGAUGAUAAGUAGGUUUUUGGGGAAUAAGAUGUAUGUUGAUGCAGUUGGGGUGUUUAAAGAAGUGCUUGGUGGGGAAUUUGUGCCAGGUGAAGUGACGUUUUCGAGUGUUUUGAGUGCCUGUGGGAAUAUGGGUAGUUUGGAUUUUGGGAGGCAGGUUCAUGGAGUGGUUGUGAAGUAUGGAUUGGUUUCGUUAGCUUAUGUAAAGAAUUCUUUGAUGGACAUGUAUAUAAAAUGUGGGUUACAUGAAGAUGCGUAUGGGUUGUUUCAAAUAAUCGAAGAGAGAGAUGCGGUCACGUGGAAUGUUAUUGUUAUGGGAUUUGUUCAAAAAGGGAAUUUUGAAGAGGCAUGGAAUCUUUUUGGGGCUAUGAGAAGAAAAGGGAUAUCUCCUGAUGAUGUGAUGUUUUCUACUGUGCUACAUGCCGCUGCUAGCAUUGCAGCAUUUGAUCAGGGUUCCUUGGUGCAUAAUCAGCUUGACUCUUGCUAA